AUUUGAACGAACAAUUAAGCACCUGCUGUUACGUAAAAUCAUAAUAAUCACCAUCUCUCUCUCUCCCCCCCCUUUUCUAAAUGCGCAGAAGCAAGAACCAUCACAACCAGGAACAGGGCCUCUUCGAUCUCUUUCUUUAACACUCUCCAAGAAACAAGAGAACCCACCAAAAAUGCGGGGUUUAUGGCCCCCUUUCCUCGUCAUUAUAAUAGUAUCAUUCAUGUUUGUGUCGGCGGUUUACUGUGCUAGUCUUCUCCAUCUGGAGAGGGCUUUUCCUUUAAACAACCACGGUCUUGAACUCCAUCAACUCAGAGCUCGAGACCGACUCAGACACGCCCGUCUUUUACAAGGCUUUGUUGGCGGCGUUGUCGACUUCUCUGUUCAAGGUUCCUCCGAUCCUUACCUCGUCGGGGUCACGGGAACUUCAGAGACCUUACUUUAUUUUACAAAAGUGAAAUUGGGCUCUCCUCCUAGAGAAUUCAAUGUGCAGAUUGAUACUGGAAGUGAUGUCUUGUGGGUCUGCUGCAAUUCCUGCAACAACUGCCCGCGUACUAGUGGCCUUGGAAUUCAGCUCACUUUCUUUGAUUCCAGCAGCUCAUCAACUGCUGGGCAGGUCCGCUGUUCAGACCCGAUCUGCACUUCAGCAGUUCAAACCACAGCAACCCAAUGCUCUUCUCAGACUGAUCAGUGCAGUUAUACAUUCCAAUACGGAGAUGGAAGUGGGACAUCAGGCUAUUAUGUCUCCGAUACACUUUAUUUUGAUGCUAUUUUGGGGCAGUCACUGAUCGAUAACUCCUCAGCUCUCAUUGUCUUUGGGUGCAGUGCCUACCAGUCCGGGGACCUGACUAAGACUGAUAAAGCAGUUGAUGGGAUUUUUGGAUUUGGCCAGGGAGAACUCUCUGUUAUAUCACAAUUAUCGACCCGAGGGAUAACACCCAGAGUAUUCUCGCAUUGCUUGAAAGGAGAUGGCAGUGGAGGUGGUAUACUGGUUCUUGGUGAGAUUCUGGAGCCAGGCAUCGUUUAUAGUCCACUUGUCCCGUCACAGCCUCAUUAUAAUUUAAAUCUACAAAGCAUUGCUGUUAAUGGGCAAUUGUUACCAAUUGAUCCGGCAGCAUUUGCAACAUCGAAUAGCCAAGGAACAAUUGUUGACUCUGGAACAACUUUGGCGUACCUAGUGGCGGAAGCUUAUGAUCCUUUUGUUAGUGCUGUGAAUGCCAUUGUCUCGCCAUCUGUUACUCCUAUGACAUCUAAAGGAAACCAGUGUUAUCUUGUCUCCACCAGUGUAUCUCAGAUGUUCCCCCUGGCCAGUUUUAACUUUGCUGGGGGUGCAUCCAUGGUGUUAAAACCAGAAGACUAUCUUAUACCUUUUGGUUCCAGUGAGGGUGGUUCUGCGAUGUGGUGCAUUGGUUUUCAGAAAGUUCAAGGAGUAACUAUCCUAGGAGAUCUUGUUCUGAAAGAUAAGAUUUUUGUAUAUGAUUUAGUAAGACAGCGGAUUGGUUGGGCUAACUAUGACUGCUCCUUAUCUGUAAAUGUUUCGGUUACUUCUAGCAAGGACUUCAUCAAUGCAGGACAGCUGAGUGUGAGCAGCUCGUCAAGGGACAUCAUGCUCUUUGAGCUGCUACCUCUGACCGUUAUGGUUUUCUUAAUGCACAUAUUAUUGUUGGAGUUCCAAUUUUUGUAAUCUAAGCCUCAAAUUAAGUUUCAUUCUUUGUUCAGUCUUCAUUGUGCGUUGGCUUGGCUGGUUUUUAUUUAUGAUGACCGGCAAGGCAGCAUUGUGAUGUUUAUUUGGACUGCAGAGGGUAGCGGUCCCUUACCUUGUUACAUAAUUCUUCUCGAGUUCUGGUGAUUGGAGCAUCUUCUAUACUUCUGGCGGGGAACUCUUUUUCUUGUAAAGAAUCCUCCAUAUUAAGCAGUGCAAGAAUUGUAAACUAUCUCCACAUUGGAAGUGUUGUAUCAGUGUAAUUGUUACCAUUGGAACUAGAAUAUACAACCUUUUUUUUCCUUUUUCCCAAA
Messenger RNA from Populus nigra (black poplar), 2013 nucleotides. Its product is annotated as aspartic proteinase 36-like. The record is from RefSeq and is a predicted model, not a curated record. Lineage: Eukaryota; Viridiplantae; Streptophyta; Magnoliopsida; Malpighiales; Salicaceae. Gene Ontology annotation, biological process: proteolysis. The transcript has 11 exons. The coding region runs from base 173 to 1681 and encodes 502 amino acids. Gene Ontology annotation, molecular function: aspartic-type endopeptidase activity.